AUGGAGAAACCACGACGCAUUGAGGACUUGGCGGAUGAACUGAUCAGUGAUAUCCUCGCGUUCCUUCUGGGCUCAGAAAGUCCCUCCCCCGAACCGUCCCCAACGAGUCCGCACGGUUCGUCUCCCGACUCGCACGAUCCCUCGGCUCAUGCAUUUGGCGAGAAGUCCGAAUUGGACCGCUUCAGACUCGUCUGUAGAAGGUUCGAGCGAAUUAGUACUCCCCGGAAGUUCCAUCUUUUUAUACUCCGAUUCUCGUCCGACGGCUUUCAACGGUUGGAGGAUCUUCUGAACAUGCAGCUAGCCUGCCAUGUCAGAUAUUUUACGUACAUGGUGCGACCCUUCUACCAAGGAAGCGGCUGGUCCCAUAUUCUUGAUGGGGUCGAUGUAGACAACCUCCCCGUUUCCUCCAUACACCGGCGUCGGCUCCAAGACCAAAGACACAUAGUUGAUUCCAACCGCGAUCUGCUGUUGCUGCGACGCGCGAUAGCAGCAUUCCCGUUCCUCCAGCAGGUCAAGCUUCUCCGGUUGCAGGACGGAGCAGACGAACAAUUACUCGAUCAUAUACGCGAACGCUCGUUGGGAAGGGCCACGCGCUUGGAUUGGGAACCAGCAUGUACCAGAGCUGUCACAAACCUAAGCAUUUCUUUGCUGGAGUCCAAUUGUAAUUCUGUCAGGUUUGUCGGGCCACAGAUCAGUCCGGAGGCGACAGUGAGACUGUUACAGGCGCCGUCCACCAGUCUGUCCGCCUUGGGCGCACGAUUGACAAGCUUGGAUGUAACCUUCCACUCCGCAGCCAACCUGUCCAAGUACAUGGAGACGCUCUCCAGCGUCUUCCACAACUUCUUUCUAGCCGCGAAAAAUCUUACGGUUAUCCACUUAGGCUUCCCAGCCAUUGCGCCGCUGGACCUCGCUCUGGAGCAAAUCUUCCACCACCUCCAGUGGAAAAGUCUCCGAACCCUGAGUAUCCAGGGCUGGCGCCUCGGGUCGGAAGAAAUCAUCGCACUCAUUCGCCGGCACAGGCGACAGCUCCGUGACGUCCGACUAGCCCAUAUCUAUAUUCGCCCCGGAGGACGGUGGCGCGACGUUCUCUCCGUUCUACACGAUGACAUGGAUCACCUUGACCACAUAGACCUGCGUGGCAUCGACUACGCGAGUCAUUUUGAUACCAGCAUCAACACCAACCCCAUCGGACACGGUACCGGUAGCUCUCAAACGCCGACACUUGCGAUCGUUGUGCAACCCACGGCCAUCCUGCCCCCUCACAAGGCCGUCCUCAACACGGACUAUUACUCACCCUCUCGCUCAUAUCCUAAUAUGACCCCCGAGCAGCUGAGAGCCGUUACCGUCGACGGCCUCGGAGAUGACGGCGUGAGCGUCAAGCAUAACCAGAGUAACUUUUGGGAAACGUGGGUCUUGUCCAGUCAACGAAAUAACGUCCAAAGCCGGGUUUAA
Molecule: messenger RNA, 1452 nt
Organism: Aspergillus ibericus CBS 121593
Lineage: Eukaryota; Fungi; Ascomycota; Eurotiomycetes; Eurotiales; Aspergillaceae
Product: F-box domain protein
Exons: 2
Coding region: 1-1452 (483 amino acids)
Source: RefSeq, a predicted model, not a curated record